Molecule: messenger RNA, 2429 nt
Organism: Selaginella moellendorffii
Lineage: Eukaryota; Viridiplantae; Streptophyta; Lycopodiopsida; Selaginellales; Selaginellaceae
Product: putative pentatricopeptide repeat-containing protein At3g15130
Exons: 2
Coding region: 1-1323 (440 amino acids)
Biological process (GO): RNA modification
Cellular component (GO): intracellular membrane-bounded organelle
Molecular function (GO): RNA binding; protein binding
Source: RefSeq, a predicted model, not a curated record
AUGGUUGGGGCGGCAUUGCUGCUGCUACUGGCUGGGCGGGAGGCAUUCAGGUACUGCAAUCUCCGACUACAUUCCUCCGGAUUCAAGGGUGCUCGCAACGCCGUCGAGUCGGCGCAGUUCUCGCGGGUACUUAGGAGCAGCAGGAUCAGCCACGCCGUCCUGGGGAGCGGCGAGGGAUUCCAAGAGCUGGACGAGAUGCUAGAGAAGAUCGCCACGAUGCCCGAUCCAUCGCAGGGAUAUGGCUUCGUUCUCAGGCAGAUUGGCGAGCGCAAGGCGCUGGCACAGGGCAAGCGCGUCCAUGCUCACAUCUUGAGGACCAGGAAGUGGAAGUCGAGCGCCGUCGUCUCCAAUCUCCUCGUCCAGAUGUAUUGCCAGUGCGGCAGUGUGGAUCUGGCGCGCGAGGUCUUCGCCGGCACGAUCCAUCGCAACGAGCAGUCGUGGAGCUCGAUGAUCGCGGGCUACGUCCACCAUGGCCGCCACAGGGAAGCGCUCGAUCUCUUCCUCAACCUGGAAUGCGAGCAGCGCGUCCAGCCUAAUCGAUCCAUCUUCGCCAGCGCUCUCGCGGCUUGCACCCACUUGGGCGAUCUGGAACAUGGCCGAAGGAUCCACGAGCGCAUUCAUCACUCAAAGAUCGCUGGAGUUCACGACGUGGUGAUUGGGAACGCACUGGUGACGAUGUAUGCCCGGUGUGGGGAUUUGGUGUCGGCCCGUGAGUUUUUCGAGGGGAUGCGAGAGAAGAAUGCCAUGUCGUGGAACGCUAUCAUCUCGGCUUACGUCCAAGGCGGCCAUCCCCGGAAAGCUCUCGAGCUCUUUGCGAGGAUGACAGGGAAGUUAAACAGCUUCGUUUUCGCCAGCGCUUUCACUGCUUGCUCCAUGGUGGGAGAGAUUGAUCUCGGUAAGAAACUCUAUGCAAGGUUUGUCGAGAGUGGACUAAAGCCGGAUUUGAUCGUGCAGAACGCUCUGAUGAGCAUGUAUGCCAAGUGUGGAGACUUGGACGAGGCGAGGAGGACUUUUCUCGAGCUUCCAACGCGUGAUGUCGGUGCAUGGGCGUGUCUCAUGGCCGGAUAUGCUCAGCACGGAGAUUUCGCUCGGGCUCUCGAGCUCUACAACAGGAUGAGAGACGAGAAGGUGGAGGCUAACGCGGCCAUUUUCUCCACGCUCAUCGCGGCUUGUUCCACUCUGAAAGAAGGCUUCUCUGGUCGGAAUGUAUGGGAAGCACGGCAAGAUCGAGGAAGCGAGACGUUUUUUAUAACAUUCAUGGCGAAAACAAAGACGUGGCUGCCUGGUCGAGCAUCAUUUCGGCUUACGCUCGGCACGGGUUGACGGACGAGGCUUUGAGGCUGUUUUGGAGGAUGGUUUCUCGAGGGGUGGAGCCAAGUGCCAUGAUUUUCAAGAGCGUUAUAUGCUGCUGCGCGAGCGGUGAGGCUCUGGAGCAAGGCAAGGCCGUCCAUGCACGGCUGAAGGAGAGCCCGGGCAGGGAAGACUCGGCAGUCCAGAACGCGCUCGUUGGGAUGUAUUGCAAGUGUGGGAGUCUGGACGAUGCAAGAGCCGCCUUCGACGUGAUCAAACGCAGAGAUCGGCACACCUGGACGACCUUGAUCAUGGCUUACGUCCAGAACAGGAAGCCGGAGAAAGCGCUGGAGCUUUAUCACGGCAUGGACGUGGAACCCAACGAGUUUAUUCUUGCCAGUGUUGCAGCAGCUUGCUCCAGCUUAGGUUCUCUCGAGCAAGGCAUGGCUGUCCACUGUCGAGCAAAGUCACUCGAGCUUCUCGGGUGUGAGGUCCUGGGAACUGCACUGCUUGACAUGUAUGUCAAGUGUAAGAGACUGGACGAGGCCAGGAAACUCUUCUGGGAGCUCCAGGCUACGAACGUCCCCUAAUGGUGGGAGGAUACGCCCAACCUGGGGACUCGUCUCAAGCUCGAGAGACGUGGGCGUUCCUGGGGAGGAUCAAAACGUCUCCGGGCUUGCAGCAGCUCAUCACCGCUGCUUGAAUUCCACACGUAGAGCCGUUCACCAAGGACCACGAGUACCCUGCUCCGAAAAGCUCGGCGGCCAUUUGCUGCCCUUCGGCUAUGGCUUCUUGUGGCAGUGCAAGUUAUCUAGGCCUGGCAGCUCCGGGAGAUGAAACUGGAAGAGUUGAGCUCCGAGAAGCUUGGAAAUCGAAGAGGGCGUUGAGGAGCCGCGGCCGUGGCCUGGGAAGUGAAACGCAGCGGCACGCUCCUCGCCAGUUCUCUUGAGAGCUUCAAGCAAAGGAGCUGAGGUAGAAGGGAGCAGUAUGAUUGUUGAGCAUAGCUGACAGGGAAAGAAGCACGAAUACUUGAUACACUAUACUGCUUCAGGAAUAGAAUGCACAAUACAGCACCCCCCUUUAUUUAGGGUGGGCCCCUUUUGCUUAUUCAUUACCAUAAAUUAAAGAUUGUCCUAGUA